AUGGUCUCUGUCCAAGCUCCCGCUACAGUUCUCGUCACUGGCGCCAACGGAUUCCUCGGCCUGUACAUCGUCAAGCAGCUGCUGGAGGGUGGUUACACCGUCCGUGGCACGGUCCGUUCCGUCUCUAAGGGUGAAUGGAUCAAGAACAAGUUUUCGGCCUAUGGAAGCCACAUCGAUUACACCAUCGUGGAGGAUAUAACGAAGACAGGCGCGUUUAACGAAGCUGUCAAAGGUGUCGAUGCCGUUGUGCACGCUGCAUCUCCAGUUUCGGAUAACCUUGAUGGUACGUACGAAGAGAUUUACGUACCCGCUGUGAAGGGCGCAGAAUCCAUCUUCAACAGCCUCCGGAGCAGCCCUACGGUCAAGCGUGUUGUUAUGACUUCUUCGUUUGUCGCAAUGAUGGAACCUCAUGAGCCUGGUUUCACUUAUGAUGAAACGGUGUGGAACAAUAACGCGACCAAAUUGGUGAAGGAGAACCCCCAGGGACUCCCGGGUGCUAUGUACUACCUGGCAGCCAAGACCGACGCGGAGCGGACAGCCUGGAACUUCUAUAAUGCGCACAAACCGGAUCUGAACUGGGACUUGGUCACUCUUGCGCCUCCUUGUAUCUUUAACCCCAUCCUGCAGGACGAACCUAACUUUUCCACCAGCCUGGCGUACAGGAACGCUUUCCUCGAGAAGGCGGAGAAUCUUGCGGAUGGCCAUGCUGGGUUCUGGAUUGACGUGCGGGACGCCGCGACUGCCCAUGUGCUCAGUCUGCAGAAGCCGAAAGCUGGUGGCGAGAGGAUCUUCAUCACAGGAGGCGCUUUCAAGUGGCAAGAUCUCCGUGAAGAGUUGAUUAAGCGUGACGUCCCUGGCGUCCUUGCAGAGCGCAUACCUGGAGAUGACAAGUACGACAUUCCCGACCUGACGAAGUGUGCCAAUAUCCUAGGGAUGAAGUAUCGUUCGCUUGGAGACAGCGUCCUGGGUAGCAUCAGCUCUUAUCAGAGGUCGCAGGAGAAAAAGUAG
Dacryopinax primogenitus is the source of this 1008-nucleotide messenger RNA. Its product is annotated as NADP-binding protein. NCBI's taxonomy places the organism in Eukaryota, Fungi, Basidiomycota, Dacrymycetes, Dacrymycetales, Dacrymycetaceae. The coding region runs from base 1 to 1008 and encodes 335 amino acids. The transcript has 6 exons. The record is from RefSeq and is a predicted model, not a curated record. Gene Ontology annotation, molecular function: oxidoreductase activity, acting on the CH-OH group of donors, NAD or NADP as acceptor.